AUGGUUAUUUCAGGUGUCUAUGCUCAAACAGUGGACCUUUUUCACAUAAUAGAAUUAGGAGGUCGGUCAGUGAUUGCAGUCUCCUCAGUAUACGCAGAAUUCAACGUUCCAAAGGUUCACCAUACCCUCUGUGAAAACAAAUGUGGACGAUACUAUUGGAACGAAGGCAUACUAUGUCGGCAAAAAUGUUCCCAGAGGCUCCGUUACGAUCAAGUUGCUGUCACGGGGUCGGUGAAACGCGAUUUUGUGAACUUCGUCCCGAGGGGCAUCGGCCGUGCCACAAACUUCAGAGCUAAAUAG
Messenger RNA from Cooperia oncophora, 300 nucleotides. Lineage: Eukaryota; Metazoa; Nematoda; Chromadorea; Rhabditida; Trichostrongylidae. The record is from the annotation of a GenBank genome assembly.